Molecule: messenger RNA, 818 nt
Organism: Rubroshorea leprosula
Lineage: Eukaryota; Viridiplantae; Streptophyta; Magnoliopsida; Malvales; Dipterocarpaceae
Source: the annotation of a GenBank genome assembly
AUAAAUUUCCAGGGUUUCAUUUGACGCGCGAAGCCAGUUCUACCCCCUGUAGAAGACGAAGAUGCAAUCCAGAUUCAUAUUUCUUAGUCUGAUAUUGGCGCUGUUGCUGUCGGCGGAAACUGCACCAAGGGGAGCCAAAGCCGUCAAUUCAGCCUCGGCGUUUGUGCAGAACGCCAUCUUCUCCAAUAGGAUCGUCAUUUUCUCCAAAUCCUACUGCCCGUAUUGCAAGCGUGCCAAGCGCAUAUUCAGUGAUCUGCAUCAGCAUCCUUAUGUUGUAGAGCUUGAUCUCAGAGAUGAUGGAACUGAAAUCCAGUAUGUUCUUCUGGAUUUGGUGGGACGUCACACUGUUCCUCAAGUAUUUGUGAAUGGGAAGCAUAUUGGUGGCUCUGAUGAUCUCAAGGAUUCGGUGCAGAGUGGUGAGUUGCAGAAACUUCUUGGUAGUACUUGAUUUGAAGUGAAUUGGCAUAUGGGGAUGUGAUAGAAUGAAUUGUAGCAUGAGCCUCAGUGAAGUAAAUUUUUGGUCAGAUUAUGUUUACUGCUAUUGUAUAACAGAAAAUCAUGUUAUGUAUGACUCUGUUCGCUCAUAAUGAAAAUGAUGGGUUUAGUCUAUAAAGUUUGAUGUGUCUCUGUCUGUAUCUGUGCAAGCAAUCACUUUUUUACUUGUUUGUAUGUCAUUGAAUGUAUAUUCUGGUGGGAUUAUAUAGAUUAUUGAUUGAGGUAAAUUAUUACAUUUGAACAACCUUUAGGCAUUAUCAGGUUUUUAGUAUGCUCAUGGCCAAAUGUUAUAUGGUUAGUAGGGUAAGGCUGAUAGAAGAUUU